AUGGUGCUCAACCGGUGUCCUACCAAGGAUCGUCUGUUGCAAUGGGGGCUUCAAACGGAUGGACUUUGUGUUCUCUGUCGGGGCUACACCGAAUCGAGAAACCACUUAUAUUUUGAAUGUAGCUACACUUGGAAUCUAUGGACUAUGGUGGCUGAUCGUUGUGGAUUCACCCCUUCUCAGAGCUGGGAUGCGACACUCACUGCUCUGCGACAGUACUCGGGAACAAGACAGCGCAAGAAACUACUUCUUCUAUGCUGGCAGGCGACCAUUUAUCUUCUGUGGGUUGAGAGAAAUAACAGGAUCCAUAGGAACCAAUUCAGACCCUUCUCUGCUACGUUUCGAGACCUAGACCGGCUUGUGAGGAACAGAAUUGCAACAUAUCGAUUUACUAAUCCAGCUGAAUCGUCGGAGCUUCUAACCAUCUGGUUCUCCUCCCGAUCAUGA
Raphanus sativus (radish) is the source of this 444-nucleotide messenger RNA. RefSeq lists its product as uncharacterized. The record is from RefSeq and is a predicted model, not a curated record. The coding region runs from base 1 to 444 and encodes 147 amino acids. Lineage: Eukaryota; Viridiplantae; Streptophyta; Magnoliopsida; Brassicales; Brassicaceae. The transcript has a single exon.